Molecule: messenger RNA, 1588 nt
Organism: Danio rerio (zebrafish)
Lineage: Eukaryota; Metazoa; Chordata; Actinopteri; Cypriniformes; Danionidae
Source: RefSeq, a predicted model, not a curated record
AAGAAGAAGAAGAAGAACGCAUACCACGUGGCCGGAAGUGUUUCUAGUGGGAACCCGCGAAUAUUACACGAACUGACAGCUCGUCUGUACAUUUAAAAACAAAGCUGAAAAGGACAUUUAGCAGUCAUGUCUAGACAGAUGGGUGACGGACAUAGGCUGUUCCUGCAGAACAUGAUGACCAACGGCAUCGUCAGUGCAGCUCAGGCUGGAAUGCUCCACAAGAAGUGCUGCGAGCUCCAUGGAGGGCAAGAAAAAAUUGAUGAUUUCAUCAAUGUUGUCAACACUCACCUUCAGCCCCUCUUUAUGCAUAUUCGUAAAGGGAUGUCGGAGGAGGAUGGCCAGGAACAUUUUGUUUUGGUAAAUAUGGCAGAGACCGACAUUACACGAAUGGCUGCUGAUUAUGCGGAGAACGAGUUGGAGUUGUUCAGAAAAAUAAUGGAUCUGAUUGUGGAGUCUGAUUCCGGUUCUGCCUCAUCCACAGCAAUUCUAAAUUCUGCUGACAAGCUGAUCUCAAAGAAAUUAAAGAAGAAAGAAGCAGAGCUAGUCUUAAAUAAAUUUGUACAAGACAAAUGGUUAAAAGAGCAAGAUGGUGAGUACACUCUAAGUGUUCGCUGCAUUGUGGAAAUGGAGCCAUAUAUGCGCACAAUUUACCAGGACAUGAUCAAAGUGUGCUACGUGUGCCACAACAUCGCCCUACAGUGCCAGGUAUGUGAAAAUCCAUCAUGUGAAAUCAAGGUGCACCUUCCCUGUGUCGCUCGAUAUUUCAGAGCACGCAGUGAUCCUCAUUGCCCUGCAUGCAAUGAUUUCUGGCCUCAUGAGAUUCCAGAAAUGCAGGCCCCACAGUCACAGAGUUCACAAAACCUGCCUUCCUCAUCCAAAGAGAACACUGCGCCCACACAGACACGCCGGUCAAGACGAGUGUAGCUGAUUCAAUGCUACUGCUGGCUUUUUUUUUUUUUUUUUUUUUUACAAGUGCUUUUUGUCUUAAGAGUUCAGGAUUGUUUGUUCUAUUUUUCUAUUAAAAUAUAUAGAAGCAGUUUGUUUCUUAAUUUCACAUUAUUUUUUUAUUGGAAUUCAUUUUAACUGAAAUGUUAUUCAAAUUUAUUUUAAAUGUUAUCAGCACAUUUGUACAGUUGCUAAGAUUAAAAAGGUUUUGCUAGCACUUUAUUUUGUACGGUCCCUAUAUCAAAUUUUGCUGAUUUAAGUCUGCGAUUGUUAGAAUAUUAGUGAACUUUCAUUGCAUUUCAAGCAUUCAUUAGUGGAUGAAGAAACAUGAAUGUGUUUUACAGGAUUUAUUAAGAUUUGAUACUGUUGUAAGUUUGGGGUAAAAGUAGAGUUGGUGUAAGUUGACACAUUCUUGCAAAGGUUUGUAUAUUAGUAAUAGUAAUACAGAAACAUGUGUAGUAAUGUGUGUCGGUGGAGCAGUAUCAGCAGAUUUGUAACUACUUAUACUCUGACAAUUAGUUGGCAUUAACUUGCGGCGAACAAAAUGUGCAAUAGGAACCAUCAAAAUAAAGUAAUAGCAAAAUUACUGAGAAGCGUGUUGUUUAACCAUUCAGUUGUAAAAAUAAAGAAUUGCUUAAUACUA